This is a messenger RNA of Symbiodinium natans, 3507 nucleotides long. The record is from the annotation of a GenBank genome assembly. NCBI's taxonomy places the organism in Eukaryota, Dinophyceae, Suessiales, Symbiodiniaceae.
AUGGCCUGCACUCGCUGUAAGUCCGAUGUCAAGAACAAUGUGCACUACGCGGAGGAGACGCAGGUCAUCUAUCCGGCAGGCACCAAUGCUGUCCUGUGGCAAGCUGACCAGAAGCAGCAGAAGAUCUUCCAAGGAAAUGAAGGUGCAGAAGGUCUUACUUGCAUGGCGGUGAACAACACGAAGCGCUACCUGGCUGUGGCAGAAAAGUGCUACGAAGGGGCGAUCUGCACCAUCUUCGACUUGGUCACAGCCAAGAAGCGCAAAACCCUGUCCUGGCCAGAAUCAGAUGCACCAGAAUUCGUUUGCGUGGCCUUCUCGUCCGACAGCAAGUACCUGCUCACACAAACGGGCAAGUCUCCGAGCGAGAAGCACGAUUGGACUCUGAUAUACUGGAUAUGGGACAAGGCUAGAUACAUGGCAUCUAUCAAGGUGUCAAAUCCUCAAAACUCACUCAUCCGUGAGUGCUCUUUCAAUCCCACAGAUUCUUCCAUCGUUUGCGUCAUCGGUGACGGCAUCUUCAAGUUUAUGCAGCUCAAGGACGGUUUCAAGACGCUGCCAGUAGCUCCCGCCAAGCUGCAGAGCUUCAUGUGCCACACUUGGCUGCAUGACGACAAGAUGCUGGUUGGAUGCGAGAACGGCGACCUCCUGCUCUUUGAUAAUGCUGGUGAGUUCCAGCUGGUACUGCCUACGAGCCCGGGCGAGCCCAGGGCAGCGACCUGCGUCAUCUCCUUCUCGAAGGGCUUCGUGAUUGGUGGUGAUGAUGGUUGCAUCCGCGUCUAUGAGAAAAGCGAUGAGCCCAAGGAGGUUUAUCGCACGACCAAGACGCUGCAGGUGGAGGGCGGUGCUGGGGCUGUCCGCAGCUUAGCCCUGAGCCCCUCUGAGGAGCUUUUAGCUGUAACAACCUCAACGUCUCAGCUCUACCAGCUGUCGCUGCUGGGGCAGGACCUGCUCAAGGCAGACGAGACUCCGGCUUUCGAUCCAGUCUUGACUCAUUUUCACACAGGUGCCAUUUUGGGCAUGGAUGUUUGUAUCAGGAAGCCCUUGGUAGUGACCUGUGGAGUUGACAAGUCGGCCCGGGUCUGGAACUACGUCGAGAAGACGUGCGCCCUGUGCAAGUGGUUCAACGAGGAGGCCUACAGCAUCGCCUUUCACCCCUCUGGGUUCCAUCUGAUUAUCGGCCAGUCUGACAAGCUGCGUCUCAUGAAUCUCCUGAUGGAGGACAUGAAGACCUACAAGGACAUUCCCAUCAAGCAGUGUCGGGAAUGUCGCUUCAGCAAUGGUGGCCAGUAUUUCGCUGCGGUGAAUACCAACGCGACGAACGCCAUCCAGGUGUACAAAACCUACACGUGUGAGCCGAUUGAGACACUGCGCGGCCACAACAACAAGGUCCGAUCUGUUGCCUGGACACAGGACGACUCCAUGCUCGUGUCCACGGGCGCUGAUGGAGCCGUCUACGAAUAUUAUGUCCAGGCCGAGACGAUCCCGGGCCGCGAGGGAAGACGAGUUGGCAAUGACUUUGUGCAAAAGGGCACCUCGUUCUCGAGCGUCAUUGUGCAUACAGAUUUGGCAACAGGUGCAAAUACAAUGUAUGUCGUGGGAAGCGACCAGAUGCUGCGAGAGGUCUUUCAAGGCACGACGCAGAAUGUGGUGAAAGCAAACACAACUUUGGGCCAAAUCGUGCUGGCCAACUCUGCAAAGAGCUUGUUUGCUGCAGUGGCAGAGCCGGAUGCCCCGGGCCCUAUCCGCUGCUACAAGUUUCCCUUGGAUGGCACCCUGAUUGAAAAAGCUGUUGGUGUGGCACAGGACGGUACAUUGUUCGUCUUCGAUGUGAAGCGCAAAGAUCGAAAUGUCUCAAAGCGAGACAAGGAGAGCGCCUUGCCUCCAUCUGACGAAAUCCUGGUGACCCGGACCUUCCUAGACGACAAGCAGGCGCAGCUUGUGGAGUUCGAGCGCCAGGUCGACGAGCUGUCGAAUCAGCAAGAGUUCCAGCUCAGGCACCGCGAGAGUUAUCACAAGGAGGAGAUGGUGGAGCUCGAUGAGCGCUACACGGCCGAGAUCGACCAAGAGCGCCAGAAGUAUGAGAUGCUUCGGGAGGAGAAGAACGACGCGGAGAUGGAAGCCGAGGAGAACAUCAAGAGCUUGCAGGAGCACCACGCGAAGCAGGACCAGGAGCUGGAGAGUUCCUUUCAGCACAAGAUGAUGAUUGAGGUCGACAAGUAUCAGAAGCUCGCGGCGGAGCGUGAGGAGAUCCACCGGAGGUGGGAGGAGGAGCAUCGGCGCAUCCUUGCGGAGCACCAGAAGAAGGUCAGCGACAUGCAGGCCGAGUUUGAGGCGAAGCAGGCGGCCGACCGGGACUCCAUCAAGCGCAUCCUGAAGGAGAAGAGCCUCGCGGAGGAUGUCCACGCAGAGACGAUGCGGCAGCUUGAGCAGGACACCGACAGGGAGAUCGAGGAGCUCAAGGAGGACAAGGAGACCCGGCUGAAGGCGGAGAGAGACGACAAAGUCCGACUCCGGGGUCAGGCCGGCAUCCACAAGCGGAACCACGAGGAGCUGAAGCGCCAGAUGCUCCUGAAGGAAGACGAGCUCCUCAAGUACCUGGAGGAAGCACGGAAGAAGGACGAGAAGAUACAGCAGCUGAACAAGGAGCGAGACUACAAUGCGAAGGAGAUACGUCAGAGGGACACCACCAUCGGCGACAAGGAGGGGAAGAUCUAUGAGCUGAAGAAGCAGAAUCAGGAGCUUGAGAAGUUCAAGUUCGUGCUGGAUUACAAGAUCAGGGAGCUGAAAGCGCAGAUUGAUCCCAAGAACGACAAGAUUGCCGAGAUGAAGAAGGAGAUCCAAGCCAUGGAUGCGGAUCUCGAAGACUACCACAAGAAGAACACGCAGCUUCAGGUGAACAUCCAGCAGCUCAAGAGCAAGCACAACACCCUGCAGGACGACAUCGUCUCCCAGCGGAAGAAGAUGACGGACUGCCAGACGGUCAUAAAGCGAUUCAAGACGGACCUGCACGAGUGUGUGCAGUUCAUUCAGGAGCCCCGGCUGCUGAAAGAGUCGGUCUCGGCGCUCUACAAGAAGUACGUGCCCAAUGGUGUGAAGAAGCAGGAGCUGGACAGCGAUAUCCAGCGAGAGUACAACCGUCAGAGGGACUACUUGGAGAAGUCCGUGGACAAUCUUAAGAAGAAGCUGCUGAAGGACUCAGACGUCCAUCGACAGGACAACACUCGUGUGCUGCAGGAAAACGUGCAGCUGAUUAUUGAGAUAAACAAUCUUCGCCGUGAGAUUGAUUACCUGAAGCGAGAGCGACAGCAGCAGCGACUCCAUGUCUCCAAGCUCAAGAGCACCACCAAGUCUAGCACCGCGUCAGGAAAGUCGGAGCCAGAUCUUGGGGCGCUCACGCGUGAGAUAGAUGAGAACAAAACCCAGAUUGACGAGCUAAAAAGAAAGCUCGACGAGCAGCGGACACUGCGACAAACCGCUCUGGCAGAUGCUGCCUCGGCAGAGACGUAG